This is a messenger RNA of Oncorhynchus mykiss (rainbow trout), 2576 nucleotides long. RefSeq names its product steroid hormone receptor ERR2-like. Gene Ontology annotation, cellular component: nucleus. The record is from RefSeq and is a predicted model, not a curated record. Gene Ontology annotation, molecular function: zinc ion binding; steroid binding; nuclear steroid receptor activity. NCBI's taxonomy places the organism in Eukaryota, Metazoa, Chordata, Actinopteri, Salmoniformes, Salmonidae. Gene Ontology annotation, biological process: regulation of DNA-templated transcription.
UCUCUCUCUCUCUCUCUCUCUCUCUCUCUCUCUCUCUCUCUGUUUCCUCUCUCUGUCUUCCUCCUCUGACACUCAAACACAUACACGCCCAACCUGCGGUACUGUACCUGUGAGUAGCGCAGUGUGUUUGGCCGAGCCAGAGGUGUUUUUCUAGUGAGGAGCAGGAGAAGACAGGACAGAGGUGUUGAAGAGACCGCUGAUAGACUGACGGACUGCUCACAGGAAGUGAUGAGGAUGAACUGACUCUUUCUGGAAUGCUAAAGCUGGACUGUGAUGGAUGUUCCUGAGCGGUGUGUCCCCCUCUGUUAUCAGGACCAGUUGCUGAGCAGGAUGCCCUCUGAUCUCCAGGAGUGUCACCUGACCUCCAGCUGUGGCUCCUAUAUCAAGACCGAGCCCUCUUCCCCUUCCUCCUCAUUGGUUGACACCGUCAGUCACCACAGCCCCUCGGCCAAUAGCGACGCCAGCAGCGGCUACGUCAACGUAAACAACCUCAACGGACGCUCGCACGUCCUCGACUCACAGCCCAUGUUCAACCCGGGCAUGCUGGGAGGGGGCGGAGCCUGUCUCCGGCGCUAUGACGACUGCGGAGUGGGCGUGGCGGAUGAUUCACCGAUCAAGUGCGAGUAUAUGUUGAAUGCGAUUCCGAAGAGGUUGUGUCUGGUGUGUGGGGAUAUCGCAUCAGGUUACCACUAUGGGGUCGCCUCCUGUGAGGCCUGCAAAGCCUUCUUCAAAAGGACCAUACAAGUCAGCAGACGCUCUAAUCCAGAGCAACAUACAAGGAACAUAGAAUACAGCUGUCCGGCAACAAACGAGUGUGAGAUCACCAAGAGGAGACGCAAAUCCUGCCAGGCUUGUCGUUUCAUGAAGUGUCUCAAAGUAGGCAUGCUCAAAGAGGGUGUGCGUCUGGAUCGCGUGAGGGGCGGAAGACAGAAGUACAAGAGGAGAAUGGGGGACACGGAGAACGGAGCCUAUCUAGGCCUGACACUCCCCCCUCCUGCCAAAAAGCCGUUGACAAAGAUCGUGUCUCACCUGCUGGUGGUUGAACCAGAGAAGAUCUAUGCCAUGCCAGACCCGACCAUGCCAGACGGAGACAUCAAGGCCCUGACCACUCUGUGUGACCUGGCUGACAGAGAACUGGUGGUCAUCAUCGGCUGGGCCAAACAUAUCCCAGGAUUCUCCAGCCUGUCUCUGGCAGACCAGAUGAGUCUACUGCAGAGUGCCUGGAUGGAGAUCCUGGUCCUGAGCAUCGUGUUCCGCUCGUUGGCCUGUGAGGAGGAGCUGGUGUAUGCCGAGGACUAUGUGGUGGAUGAGGAGCACGCUCGUCUAUCUGGCCUGCUGGACCUGCACGUUGCCAUUCUGCCUCUGGUCCGACGCUAUAAGAAGCUGAGCGUGGAGAAGGAGGAGUUUGUCACGCUCAAGGCCAUCGCCCUCGCUAACUCAGACUCCAUGCAUAUAGAGGAUGUAGAGGCUGUUCAGAGGCUCCAGGACUCUCUCCAUGAGGCAUUGCAGGACUUAGAAGGUGCCCACAACACGGAGGACCCUCGGCGGACAGGAAAGCUGCUGAUGACCCUUCCCUUGCUCCGUCAGACCGCGGCCAAGGCCGUGCAGCACUUCUACAGCAUCAAGGUGCAGGGAAAAGUGCCCAUGCACAAACUCUUCCUGGAGAUGCUGGAGGCCAAGGCUUGAUGAUUGGACCGGGGGAUUGACGGACAGCUGCAUCACUCAAUGAGGAGGAUGGACAGCCUGUGAAUAGGUGGGGUAACACCAUGGAGACCUAUGACAGCUACGGGAUGAAGUUGACUGCUGUUACUGUGGUGCGAAACCCACAUCUAGAACUAAAGAAGAGGAAUAGAGCAGGAAAAUAGACCAACAGAUUUUAGGGGUGAAUAUAAAACGCUUUGAUGUAGGAUAUAGUCAUGUAUGUGAAGAUGCUGUGUACAGAACUGUGGGUCUUGUUAUAAUCAGAGACCCUUCUGCUCUAGAUCACCGGUAGCUACUGGGAGUUAUCUUUCUCUUUUGUUUUAGAAUCUCAGUUGUAAAGAGGUUUGUUUUGGGGUUUUUUUCACCUUGAAGCUGAAGUAUGACUAUUAGUAAUGUGUUGUGAUGAAUCUGAAUGGUUAGAGCCGCUCAGUUAUCUUUCUCUUUUGUUUUAGAAUCGCAGAUGUACAGCAUUACAGUCUGGUAUAUAUGUAUUUACGGUUAUUGUGUCAAAUUGCAGUGUUAAAGGGGUUUGGGGAUGAUUUCAUAUUAUGUUCUUCAAUCAACCUCAAAGAAACAGAUCCCUACACCUAUGAAGAUAAAAGCUUCUGAAGUCUUCCUAACCAGAUCUGGGUUCAAAUUCAAUUGAAAUCUUUCAAAAUAUGUUGAACGUUUGAUUGAGUCUGCCUGGAGUGCCAUAUCGGUGAGAUUUGCCCUUUUGGGACUAUACCAUUUAAUUCAGUUGGUCAAGCAAACUCAUUCCAAAUAUUAUUUGAACCCAGGUCUGUUCGUAACACAUUUACCUCCUCCUAGUUUCAUCAACAACACUGUUCCAUCCAAGUCUGGUGCUUAGAGAGGGAUGGAGUGCACUCUUCUAA